CUCAAAUACAUGGCGUGCUGCUUUUGGAUUUUGCAGGAUAAACUAACCUCUGAUAUCACAAGGUAAAGGAGACAGCAGAGACUGACAUGGCAGAGAGAAUGGCAGAGAUGGAGGAAGACAUGGGGGAUGUGCCAGCCAGAGAGGAUGACAACGACUCUGACAGGGAUGAAAAUGACAGACUGUUUGCUUGGAUGGUGAAUGACGACAUGGAUGAGGACGAGGAAGAUGAGGAGGAGGAGGUGGAGGAUGAACAGCCCUUGGACACUGAGGCGUCUGAGUCGUUUGAGCUGGAUACCCCAGCUGAGCGCAGUGGUCAUAUAGCAGUGGUGGACAGAAAUAUUAUGUAUGUGUGGGGUGGAUACAAGAAUGCUCAAAACCACGGAUUCUUUGACUUGUACCUGCCGAGAAAUGAGAUCUGGACGUACAACAUGGAGUCAGGAGUUUGGGCAAAGCAUGUAGCCGGUGGCAACCUGCACACGUCCAUGUCAGGCAGCUGUGGGGUGUGUGUUGAUGGAGUACUCUACUUAUUUGGAGGUCAUCAUGCCAGGGGCAACACAAACAGGAUCUACCGCCUGCCACUGAGAGCUCCCACCCUUGUUUGGGAGGAAAUGAGGGACCUUAAAGGACUCCCGCCAUCCUGCAAGGACAAGCUAGGGUGCUGGGUUCAGAAGAACAGACUUAUAUUCUUUGGGGGUUACGGCUAUGCUGCGCAAGGACAUCAUCAAGGGACGUUUGAAUAUGAUGAAUCAUCUUCACUUGUGUGGGACAGCCCUGGACGAGGCUGGAACAAUCACAUCCAUAUCCUGGACCUGGAGAUGUCUACAUGGAGCCAGCCCAACACCAAGGGGAACACCCCAUCACCCAGAGCAGCUCAUGCUUGUGCCACAGUUGGUAACAGAGGCUACGUCUUCGGAGGACGAUACAGGAACUACAGACUAAAUGACCUGUACUACAUUGACUUGGACACGUGGGAGUGGCAUGAAAUGAGCGUUCCCCAGCAUGGUCCCGUGGGCCGUUCUUGGCAUUCCUUCACUCCUGUGUCACAAGACCACAUCUUCUUAUUUGGAGGAUUCACCACAGAGAGAGAGACGCUGAGUGAUGCUUGGCUGUACUACGUGAGCAAAAAUGAAUGGAAGCCUUUCAAACACAGUCACACAGAGAGCCCGAGGCUGUGGCACACAGCGUGCUCCGGUCCUGACGGGGAGGUGUUUGUAUUUGGAGGGUGUGCCAACAACCUGUUGUCUCAACACAGAGCUGCUCACAGCAACGAGUUAUUGAUUUUCAACGUUCAGCCCAAAUCACUAGUCAGAUUCUGUAUGGAGGCCGUCCUGCAGCACAGGGAGCGUUUGUCCAGUUACUGGGACUGCUUGCCAAAACACCUUCUGCACAGCCUCAAACUGAGAAUGGCACAUGUCAACACACUGGGCUCCUAGACCACGAGGAAGCUGUCAAUGUAGUCCAGAGGAUUACAGGAGUAUAUGUAUGUAUGGAUGAGUGUAAAUUCUCAAAGCAGGUAGUCCUAUUGGAGCAUUAGUUUAAUGUGUGUGUGGACACAUAAAAUCUCUAAGCAAUAGUGAGCAGCUAUGGAACUGUUGGAAGUGGGUCCUGACCGGCACUGUUCACAGGCCAUCCUCAAAGCUGUUUAUUACUUUACUCAAUAGGUCAAACUCUUGCAAAGCCAGUACAACCUUUAGCGGAGCCGCAGUGCAGGUGUGCACGGCAUUAAGACAGAGCCGAAGUCCUGGACUACUUUAAGGUUAGUUUUUGUUCCGAUUUCGUUGCUAAGCAUAAUUUUUCAGCAGGACUUCUUUAAGUAUUCCUUCUCAAAAGCUUAAAUGUGAUAGCGUGGUUUAAGAUUAACGGAUUGCUACGUCUGUGCUGGGUAAGAAAACUUGAUGGAGACAAGUUAUUUUUGUUGGCAUUUGGUACCUGCAAAUACACAGAAGCUAUGACAGUGCUUCUGUGUUUUUACAAUUAAAGGGAACUCUUAUCUUUGUAAAAACAAGGUGUUAAUAUUAUGUUAGCCAGUGCAGUCAGCUUAGAAUACGAUCAGAAAACCCCUAAUGAUCAGCUUUUCAGGAGGACCACUGAAAGAAACCCUGUUAGAAAAUGCAUUGUGUUACUGAGGCAAGACAAAAUAUAGUUUGGAAAGAGGGCAUGACUUCUUUCCCCCAAGAUUAUAGUCCAUCCUAUAGGUAUACCCAAAAGUUAAGGGAAGAGUUGUGGUCCUUUAAAACUAACACCAGAGGCUUGUUGAAAUUGUGGUUUUCACUGGUCUUACUCAGAAAUUCAAUCAACUUAAAAUGUGAGUCUAAUGUCUUAACACUAAAUAAAUGGUGCGAGGCUGAAACAGGUUUGCUUUAACAGGGCAUAUUUCUUUUUAGGGUGUCUAUUGUUUUAAUGAUUGCCAUAACUAAUGUUUGGCAGGAUCUAUAAUACAGAUGUUUGCUACAUCUUGAAUAGUUUAAAUUCUCACAGACCUAAAACUAGUGCUUUAUAACGCAGACUAUCUCCUCUGAAGCCACAGAAU
Molecule: messenger RNA, 2530 nt
Organism: Epinephelus lanceolatus (giant grouper)
Lineage: Eukaryota; Metazoa; Chordata; Actinopteri; Perciformes; Serranidae
Gene: klhdc2
Product: kelch domain containing 2
Molecular function (GO): protein binding
Source: RefSeq, a predicted model, not a curated record